Molecule: messenger RNA, 2148 nt
Organism: Lynx canadensis (Canada lynx)
Lineage: Eukaryota; Metazoa; Chordata; Mammalia; Carnivora; Felidae
Product: disintegrin and metalloproteinase domain-containing protein 21-like
Exons: 1
Coding region: 13-2148 (711 amino acids)
Biological process (GO): male gonad development; proteolysis
Cellular component (GO): sperm head plasma membrane; external side of plasma membrane; plasma membrane
Molecular function (GO): metalloendopeptidase activity
Source: RefSeq, a predicted model, not a curated record
GCUGAGGUGGCCAUGAGAAUUGUUCUCCUGCUGUUCUGGGUUGGAAUGUCUCUGUUCCCUUCCAGCUUCUCCCAGGCUGGGCCCUCCCAAUGCCUCAGCCACCCAGAAGUUGUGGUCCCCUUAAAGGUGACUGGCAAGGGCAGAAGUGCAAAAACUCCAGGCUGGCUCUCCUACAGCCUACAGUUUGGGGGCUGGAGACAUGUUGUCCAUAUGAAGAUCAAGAAGCUCUUGGUUUCCAGACACUUCCCGGUAUUCACAUACACAGAUCAGCGUGCUCUUCUCCAGGAUGAGCCUUUUGUUCCCGACGACUGCUACUAUCAUGGUUAUGUGGAAGGAGUCCCUGAGUCCCUGGUUUCCCUCAGUACCUGUUCUGGAGGUUUUCGAGGAAUGCUGCAGAUAAAUGACCUUGCUUAUGAAAUUGAGCCCAUCAGGCACUCUACCACAUUUGAACACUUGGUUUAUGAGAUAAACACUAAUGAGACACAAUUCCCACCUAUGAGAUGUGGCUUAACAAUGAAGGAAAUUGCACUCCAACAGUUGAGAUUUGAAGAGGCUAACAAACCAACUCUGAAGCAAAAUUCUAAUGAUAAAUGGUGGACCCACUCAUGGUUUCUGGAGCUGAUUGUGGUGGUAGAGAGCAAUUUCUUAGUUUAUUCUCAAAGCAACUUCUCAAAGGUACAGGAGGAUGUGUUUCUUGUUGUCAACAUAGUAGAUUCCAUUUAUGAGCAGUUGGGUACUUAUGUGAUUUUGAUUGGGAUUGAGAUUUGGAAUCAAGGAAAUGUUUUCCAAAUGAUAAGCAUAGAACAGGUUCUGAAGGAUUUCUCUCAGUGGAAACAAAUCAGUCUUUCCCGGCUACAGUAUGAUGUUGCACAUUUUUUCAUAAAAAAUUCACUUAUAAGUGUACUUGGUAUAGCCUAUGUUGCAGGAAUAUGUCAUCCUCCUAUUGAUUGUGGGGUUAACAAUUUCCAAGGAGACUCGUGGUCUCUUUUUGCCCUCACUGUCGCCCAUGAAUUAGGACAUACUUUGGGUAUGCAGCAUGAUGAAGAAUUCUGUUUGUGUGAGCAAAGUGGCUGCAUCAUGAAUGCUACCAGAGUUCCAGCAAGGAAAUUCACCAAUUGUAGUUACACAGAUUUUACAAAGACCACUUUAAACCAGGGAUCAUGUCUACACAAUAUUCCACAUCCAGGGGAAGUCUUUAUGCUUAAGCGCUGUGGGAAUGGUGUGGUUGAAGGAGAAGAGGAAUGUGACUGUGGAUCUAUAAAGCAGUGUCAACAGGAUCCCUGUUGUCUGUUGAGCUGCACUCUGAGGCCUGGGGCUGCUUGUGCUUUUGGGCUUUGUUGCAAAGACUGUAAGUUCAUGCCAUCAGGGAAACUCUGUAGACAUCAGGUCAAUAAAUGUGACCUUCCAGAGUGGUGCAAUGGGACAUCCCAUCAGUGCCCCGAAGAUGCAUAUGUGCAGGACGGGGUUCCCUGUGGUGACAAUGCCUACUGCUAUAGAGGGAGGUGUAACAACCAUGAAGAACAAUGCAGGGAGAUUUUUGGUGAAGGUGCAAAGGGUGCAUCUCAGAGUUGCUACAAAGAAAUCAACACUCUGGGAAACCGUUUUGGCCACUGUGGUAUAAAUGGCACGACAUACCUAAAAUGUAAUACCUCAGAUAUCUUUUGUGGCAGAGUUCAAUGUGAGAAUGUGAGGGUUAUUCCCCAUCUGAGAGAUCACUCUAAUUUGCAGCAAACUCACAUCAAUGGUGUCAUCUGCUGGAGUGUUGACUAUCAUGUAGGAAUGGACACACCUGAUGUUGGGGAAGUAAAAGAUGGCACCAUGUGUGGUCCAGGAAAGAUCUGCAUUCACAAGAAGUGUGUCAGUCUGUCUCUCUUAUCACAAGUCUGCCUGGCUGAGACCUGCAACAUGAAGGGGAUCUGCAAUAAUAAACAUCACUGCCACUGUGACUAUGGGUGGUCCCCACCGUACUGCCUGCACAGAGGCUAUGGAGGUAGUGUUGACAGUGGCCCAGCAUCUGCCAAAAAAGUUUUCUUGCUGCUAGUUGUGAGUCUUACUUUGUCUGUUUUGUUUUUACUGUCAACUGUUGUAUUUAUGUACUUUAGAAAACAUUUUGGUCCCAAGGAGACUAAGGCACCAUCUUCAGGUUAG